Molecule: messenger RNA, 2697 nt
Organism: Puccinia graminis f. sp. tritici CRL 75-36-700-3
Lineage: Eukaryota; Fungi; Basidiomycota; Pucciniomycetes; Pucciniales; Pucciniaceae
Exons: 4
Coding region: 1-2697 (898 amino acids)
Biological process (GO): G2/M transition of mitotic cell cycle; positive regulation of G2/M transition of mitotic cell cycle; positive regulation of G2/MI transition of meiotic cell cycle
Cellular component (GO): cytoplasm; nucleus
Molecular function (GO): protein tyrosine phosphatase activity
Source: RefSeq, a predicted model, not a curated record
AUGCCUUCUUCACAUUUUCUUGUCUCCUCACCUACUCCCGCGCACCAAUUACACGGUUCAUUUUGCCAAUUCGAGCCUAAUCCUUCCCCGCUUCUCCGGUCAAGUAUCUACCGACGGAAAAAAACAAAUCACGCCCCUCAGUAUGAUCAUGAUGGUAAUUACCACAACUCAAGCUUGCUCGAGUCUAAAAGAUUUUUGGAGGCAGAGGUCCCAGCAGAGCAUGACAAACAACUCCCGGAGAUGUGCAACGAAGAUCGCUACGGUGACCUUGUGGACGAACAAGAUCAACAAACCUUUGAGGGAACGUAUGUUGAGGACGAGCCCCAUGACGAAGAGGAUGAACUCGAAGAAGAUGGUGAUCCGAGUGAAUCAGCAGAGCAGGUGAUCGGGCCGUUUAGCCCAACACUAGAUGUCUCGUUUGCAAGCUCUAUGUCAAACGGCACUGCGCCACCAACUCCUUCACCCUAUCCACAGGGGUCCAGGUUUACUCAUAAUGCCCAACUUGCUCCAGUCUCCUCUAAGCACUCAUUCCCACCCGCCCAUCUCAUCGCGCCUAAUCCAAACGUCAUGCCACAUUCUUCUUCUCCCCAUCGCAUGGACAUCUCACCCGCUCCAAUUUCAACUCGGUGCAAUAUACCCUCUUAUCCCCACCAACCAAACAGCUUCCGGCCUCACUCUCCGGAUGAUCCGUUUGGCGGAAGCUCCUCUGGCUCCCCAUCUCACACUCUUUCAAAAUUAAGUCCUACCACAAGAAACACUCGGCGGACUGUCGGGCUGAGAAAGACUCAGUCGCGUCCCAAUCUUUCAUCUGAGGCUCUCUUUCUUCAUCCCUCCAGAACGAUGGAUGAGAAAUCCUCACCGUGUGCGUUGGCUCGCACCAGCGAUUGCAUGGAUAUCGACUCUCCCAGCUAUGCUCAAGCGCAUCACUGCCAUAGUCUUCACUCCCAGAUGGGGUCCGAUGACAUGCCAUCGGGCGCCCGGUGCCUUUGCCACCGAACAUCGCGCUCCACAAGCCAAAGUAGUACCGGAAAACGAAGCCGGUCAGACGAGGAUGAAGAACGCGAGCAAUCUCCCUCGCGCCCCAGCAGCAGCGGCUGCAACCGCCAAUCAGCUGACAAAGCACACGUCUCAAGCCCUUCGGAAUUGUCGCUUGCCGGACCGUCUCUGGCUGAUCGACUUUUUGGUGCCAGUUCACGUCUGUACGGCGAACCAUCUCGCUCUUUUUCACCCUUCGAGCCGUCCUCCUCGCCUAGUGAUACUAUGAGUCCUAGCGUGAAAGCGGCGGCGAAGAUCACCGUCGGUCGCAAGGCUUCUGAGCGCCCAUUAUCCGGCUUCCGUUUCCCUGCCUCAAAGUCUUACAUCCCCUCUGCAAUCAUUCCUUCAACGACUCGCCCUCAGCAUCUAGGCCCGGCUAACGUAGGACUAGCAUUUGGUAACCGCACCACUCAUCGGCGCCCAGUGUUGGGUGUCGUGCAGAGCAGCGCAACGCUUUUCAGCCGUCACCAAUCGACAUCAACUACUAGCGCGGGCAUGGACCGCCCGCGAGAUAUGUCGGGAAGGCCUGCUUCAAAGAGUCGCCGUGCCAUCAGUUUCGCAGCCACGGAGGGAGAUAGCCACAAUCUCAUGCUACAAUGUGAUGGCAUGGUAGCUGACCCAGACGAAGAUGAAGAAGAGUCAGAGCUUGAUGUCAGCUUGGAUUUCAAUUGCUCCCCUGCGGCUCGAACUUCUAAAAAAGCGUCUCAUUCAUCUCUCGUCAGUAGCAUAUGGCCAAAAUACACCGAGAGCCCAAUCCGCCCGAACAGGAGUGCGAGUCACAAUGAUUCCAGACUCAAUCCCAAUCGUAAGCCAUCUGGGGCUGGUGCGUCCAACUCCCAGUCGGUCCUUCCAACCUUCGAACUCGCCAUGGCUUCCCAAAGUCCUACAAGAACUUUUGCCGCCACUUUAACCUCGACUAUCGAGAGCCCAGUGGGUAUGGCGUUUAGUGAAAAAGAACGUGCUGGAAAGAUCCUACCGUGUCACAAGGUGUCCGAUGAUGGUCUAAUGCGCAUUUCCCCCGACACAAUGGACCGCCUUUUAGAAGGGCUCUAUGAUCAAAACAUAUCUCAGACAAUCGUGAUUGAUUGCCGGUUCGGCUACGAGUAUGAAGGCGGACACAUUCGCUCGGCCAUCAAUAUUCAAGACAAAGGACUCGUCGACAAGAUGCUCUUACAAGGAGGAAUCUUCACACGUGGGAAAGGUGAUGUUCCUCUGCCAAGUGAAUCCGGAAAAAUAGAUUCGACUGGGCAAAAUAAGAAAGUGGUACUUGUUUUUCAUUGCGAAUACUCCGCCAUGAGGGCACCAACUACGGCUAAAUAUCUUCGUGAACAAGAUCGUCACAUGAAUAUGUCACACUACCCUGCUCUACACUAUCCGGAGGUAUACAUUCUAGAAGGCGGUUAUGCUAGAUACUUUGCACAUUCUCCUCAGCAUUGUGAAGGAGGCUACGUUGGUAUGGAUGAUCCAAGCCAUCGGAGCGAUCGCCACGCCGAUCUGAACCAGUUCCGAACACGCGAAAGCGCUUUUUCUUCGAGAGCCAAGAGCUUCACGUAUGGCGAGAGCCAGAAGUCGAUGAAAAACGGAAACCAUCAGAAAAAGCCGGUCUUCCUCUUCGAUCAGGCCUGCUCCGAGUCUAACAAGCCGCGGGUCAUAUUCGAAUGA